AUGGCCAUUCGACCAAUCUUUGUUUUCAUGCUCCUUGCCACCCUGGCAUUCGCCAUGAUGGCAGAGUCCUCAUUGUCCUCCUCCCACUUCAACGAUCCUGUAGUCAGUACACUCGGCCACAGUACUAGCGGCGGAUUUGAUGAACUGACUACAGGCCGUAUCGGGGACACAUUGUUCGAGGAUGAAGAGAUGAUGAUGCCGACAGAGUCAGCCCGUAGGGCCCUCAAUAGCCGGGACCACAUUAGUUAUCGGGCGAUGGCAAAGAACGGCAUCCCCUGCAAUCGUCGCGGCGCAUCUUACUACCAGUGCACGCGCAUGCAGAAGAUUCGGCCUUAUAGACGAGGCUGCAGUAAAAUCACCAGAUGCAAACGUCGUUAA
Solanum dulcamara is the source of this 378-nucleotide messenger RNA. Its product is annotated as protein RALF-like 22. Bases 1 to 378 code for a protein of 125 amino acids. The record is from RefSeq and is a predicted model, not a curated record. The transcript has a single exon. Lineage: Eukaryota; Viridiplantae; Streptophyta; Magnoliopsida; Solanales; Solanaceae.